Molecule: messenger RNA, 7913 nt
Organism: Sciurus carolinensis (gray squirrel)
Lineage: Eukaryota; Metazoa; Chordata; Mammalia; Rodentia; Sciuridae
Gene: Fam13a
Product: family with sequence similarity 13 member A
Exons: 27
Coding region: 613-3621 (1002 amino acids)
Biological process (GO): signal transduction
Source: RefSeq, a predicted model, not a curated record
UCGCACCCUUGGCGAAUGAGUAGGAAAGCGACGCAUCACCGGGCGCAGGGAAGUGCUGUGAAUGGGGCAGGGCGAGCGCACGUGGAGAGUGUUUACAAACAGCCUCUGCUGCCGCCCUCCCGAGGCAGCGCCAAUACCUGCGCCUCCCAGAGGCCCCUGUAGGGAGCCGCGAGCCCACCCACCCCGCUGGCUGCCCGUUCGGACCAGACGAGAAGAAGCCAGCAUCAUGCAUGAGGCAAGGUUGUAUCUUCACUCUGGCCAUUGUUUCCUUUGAACUCAUGAUCCUCCAGCUUCAGCCUCUGAGCCACUGGGAUUACAGGCAUGCACCACCAUGCCCAGCAGUCUGUUUGCUUGUUUUAAUUCAUUUCUAGUGGAUGUACACAGAGGGUAGAAAACCCCUAAAAUAGAGACAGCAGUCCAGUUCUGCCCUCUGUGCAUUUAUUGUGUCUCUGGAUGUACCUGAGCCCUGACAUCUCCCUUCUGAAAAGUGGUGGUGAAGUGUUCACCUCAGCUCAGAGGCAUGCCAAAAGUUAAGGUGGAGGGAAAGGCUGGAGAAGUGGGAGGCAAGCUGCUGAAGAGCAAAGUAAAGCAGCAGUUCGGCUGAAAGAAGAUAUGAAAAAGAUAGUGGCAGUGCCACUGAGUGAACAGAACCAUCCUACCUAUAAGAAGUUAUUUGGAGUCAGUCUCCAAGAGCUCCAGCGGCAGGGACUCAUGGAGAAUGGCGUUCCCACUGUAGUGUGGAGCCUGGUGGAGUACUUGACGCAGCACGGACUCACCCAGGAAGGCCUUUUCAGAGUGAACGGGAACGUGAAGGCGGUGGACCGGCUGCGGCUGCAGUUCGAGAGCGGGGCACGCGUGGAGCUGCGGGAGGACGCGGACGUGUGCGCGGCCGCCAGCCUGCUGAAGCUCUUCCUGCGCCAGCUGCCCGGGGGCGUCAUCCCCUCCGCGCUGCACCCUCGCUUCAUCCAGCUCUUUAAGGAUGGCAGAUGUGAUGCUCAGGAAAAUAGCUUAAGAGACUUAAUAAAAGAGCUGCCGGACACCCACUACUGCCUCCUCAAGUACCUCUGCCAGUUCUUGACAAAAGUAGCCAAGUACCAUCUGCAGAAUCGCAUGCAUGUUCACAAUCUUGCCACCGUAUUUGGGCCAAACUUCUUUCAUGUGCCAACUGGGCUUGAAGGCAUGAAAGAACAGGACCUUUGCAACAAGAUAAUGGCUAAAAUCCUAGAAAAUUAUAAUACCCUCUUUGAAGUAGAGUAUACAGAAAAUGAUAAUCAGAGGUGUGAAAACCUGACUAGGCUUAUCAUAGUAAAAGAGGCCAGUUGUAAGAACUCUCUACCCAUCCUUUUAACAAAAGACCUAGAAGGAGAUAUGCCAAAAUCUUCUCCAAAAGCCAGGAUUCCAAAGUCCAGGAGUGAGGGAUCUCUUCAUAACCACAGGGUACUGCGACCAGAGCCAUCUGGUGGUGUUCCUCAGGUCAGCCUGCGGCUAAGUCGUAGAAAGCCCUGCUUGGAUGACAUGAAUUCAGCAGAGGACAGUGGUGCCCAGUUGGUGUCCAGUUCGCAGGAAGAUGAAAGACCCUUGUCACCUUUCUAUUUGAGUGCUCAUGUGUCCCAAGUCAGCAGUGUUUCAACAACUGGAGAACUCUUAGAAAGAACCAUCCGGUCAGCUGUGGAACAGCAUCUUUUUGAUGUUAAUGGCUCCGGAGGUCAAAGUUCAGAGGACUCAGAAUCUGGAACCUCUUCAGCAUCUUCUUCCACCUCCGCCAGACAGCGACGUCGCCAAUCCAAGGAGCAGGAUGAAGUUCGUCGUGGUAGAGACAAGGGACUUAUCAACAAAGAAAAUAUUCCUUCUGGCUUCAACAGCCUUGACGAGUGUAUCCUGAAUACCCAGGAAGUAGAAAAAUUACAUGAGAACACCUCUGAUUAUAUUGGAGAAAGAAGCAAACCUAAACGUCAAAAAUCCAGUUCUAAACUAUCUGAGUUCCAUGAAAAUCAAGACAACCUUGUGAAUGUGGAAAGUCUCAGUUCCACACGGUCACAUGAGAAGACUGGACCUGAUGAUGUUGAACUGAUGUCCGAUGAAAGCAAAGAAAAUGAAAGAGGGGGUGGACACACCCAGCAUUUUGAGGGCACCACAAUGAAGAUCCAGGAGCAUCCCAGCAUACCUGAUACCAAACAGCAGAGGAAUCCAGACGCUGACGACCAGCAGGAGAGCUUUGUCUCUGAAGUGCCCCCGUUGGCCCUGACGGCAUUGUGUGAUGAGAAGAGCUGGGAAGAGCCCAUUCCUACUUUCUCAUCCUGGCAGCGGGAGAACGUGGAUUCCGACGAAGCUCGCCUCUCCCCUCAGGCUGGGCGCCUAAUUCGCCAACUUCUGGAUGAGGACAGUGAUCCCAUGCUUUCUCCUCGGUUCUAUGCUUAUGGGCAGAGUAGACAAUACCUGGAUGACACAGAAGUGCCUCCUUCUCCCCCGAAUUCCCAUUCUUUCAUGAGGAGGCGAAGCUCCUCCCUGGGGUCCUAUGAUGAUGAGCAAGAGGACCUGACACCCGCCCAGCUCACAAGAAGGAUUCAGAACCUGAAAAAGAAGAUCCGAAAGUUCGAAGACAGAUUUGAAGAAGAGAGGAAGUACAGACCUUCCCACAGUGACAAGGCAGCCAAUCCAGAGGUUCUGAAGUGGACAAAUGACCUUGCCAAAUUCCGAAAGCAACUUAAAGAGUCAAAACUAAAGAUAUCUGAAGAGGACCUAUCGCCCAGGGUGCGGCAGCGAAGCAACACACUCCCUAAGAGUUUUGGUUCCCAACUUGAAAAAGAAGAAGAGAAGAAACAGGAGCUGGUAGAUAAAGCUAUCAAGCCCAGCGUUGAAGCCACCCUGGAGUCUAUCCAGAGGAAGCUCCAGGAGAAGAGGGCAGAAACCAAUCGCCCUGAGGACAUUAAGGAUAUGACCAAAGACCAGAUUGCUAAUGAGAAAGUGGCUCUGCAGAAGGCACUCCUCUAUUACGAAAGCAUUCAUGGAAGGCCGGUGACAAAGAAUGAACGUCAGGUUAUGAAGCCACUAUACGACAGGUACCGGCUAGUGAAACAGAUCCUGUCCCGGGUCAACACCGUACCCAUCAUUGGUUCCCCCUCCAGCAAGCGGAGAAGCCCUUUGCUGCAACCAAUUAUCGAGGGUGAAACUGCUUCCUUCUUCAAGGAGAUAAAGGAAGAAGAGGAGGGGUCAGAAGAUGAUGGCAACAUGAAGCCUGACUUCACGGUCACUCUCAAAACAGAUUUCAGUGCACGUUGUUUUCUGGACCAAUUUGAAGAUGAUGCUGAUGGGUUUAUUUCCCCAAUGGAUGAUAAAAUACCAUCAAAAUGCAGCCAGGACACAGGGCUUUCAAAUCUGCACGCUGCGUCAAUACCUGAACUCUUGGAACACCUUCAGGAAAUGAGAGAGGAAAAGAAAAAAAUUCGAAAGAAACUUCGUGAUUUUGAAGACAAUUUCUUCAGACAAAAUGGAAGAAACGUCCAGAAGGAAGACCGCACUCCCAUGGCUGAAGAAUACAACGAAUACAAACACAUAAAGGCAAAACUAAGACUCCUGGAGGUGCUCAUCAGCAAGAGAGACACUGAUUCCAAGUCCAUGUAAGGGGCACCCCAGCCCAGCAAGGGGUGCCUGUGGAUGCAAGGAGGACUUCCUGUUCUCCUGAUAAAGAGCAGCUCUAGAAGGCAGCCUUGGAGCUGGACCUGCAAAGCCUGCAACCCUUCUGCUGCCAGGCCUUUUGGGUGGGCUGCUGUUUCCACUGCCUGCCUUAGAAACUACAUAGAUGGAAGAUGACAGUGUGACCUGACUUAGGAAUUUUGUAAUAAGAAGGUCAAGAUUCCUGCACACUUACACACUUGUAGUGGUAACUUCACUUACACUAGCAGUGAUGGAGCACUACAUUAGACACACCCAUCUACAGAGUUAUACACUGUUCUUCCUGGACAACUGAGAAACGUGAGAACAUUCUCUAACUGUGAUAAAAACAAGCUCAGGACUUUACUCUGUAGAGUGAAUUUGCUGUGGAGGUCCAUGCUCUCUCUGGACCUAGUCAAGUGUGACCAUGCAUUGGAGCCCUAUUUGCUGCCUUGGCCAUUCUAGUGACCUUUCCACAGAGCUGCGCCUUCCCCGCGUGUGUGAAUUGAUUUUCCCUCCAGCUCUCAGAUAGAUGGAGGCUGCCGUCUGCCCACAGUGGCAGUGCAGUCAUCUGUUUGAGGGUGUGUUUCUUCAGGACUUCCUCAGCUGACAAAUUCAAUCCCUGACUAGGACUUAAUCAUCUGAAGAGGACAGAGGGAUUGUAGCAGCAGCCAUAUUAAUACUGAUUUUAAAAUCAGGUAACAGGUGAAGAGCCUGGAGAUUGUUUCUUGAACACUGACUGCACUUACCAGUGUGGUUUUAAUAUUGAACACUAAGCGAGGCCAGCAUGCCUAUGUAACCUGCCUAGGGCUUGAUUUUGUUGUGGUUCUAGCCAAACUUAAAAGGCCUUGCUUAAUUCUUAGCCUAAGUGUAGAGGAUCACGUAAGAGAGGAAGCCUGUCCCAUCAGCCUCCUGAAUACCUACCAGAGUUUAAUUUUUCUAAGACAGUAAAUCUGCACUAAAAUCCCCAGAUGGGUAAAUAUAGUCCUCAGAGCUGAGCUCAAGGCAGAAUCUAACUCACACUACUUUCAAGAUCAUAUAUAGUAGAAAAAAAUAAUGGCAUGUGGCCAAUUUUGAUUGUAAUUUUUUCAAAGACUGUGUCACAAAGCUGUCUAUAUUAGACGUUUUGGAGGGACCAGGGAAUUUAAGACACCAAAUCAUUCAUCUCUUCAUUGUGCUUGAUGUCACGCUGUGAUUUGUUUUUCUUUUUCACCUUCUGUGUCUGCCCUGGGAAGUGGGUUUGGGGUCCACCCUUGGGCUGUGUAAAGCAAAGCCCUGGUGUCUGCUUGCCCAAAGGCUGAACUGCUCUGCCUCCUGAAGACAAUAUUGCAGGAUGGACAGGACCGCAGGGACACCCUCCUGUUUGAGAGUUGCUUUCUUAAAGGUUGCAGUUUUGUUUUAUAAAACAGAAAGAAAUAGACUGUAAAGCUGUUCCAGCCAGUUGUCAACUGUAAAAAUGGGUCUUAAACACCUACUGGAUUUAUUGCAGCCUUUUCCAUUGCUGAAGUGAGGUAGCAGCUCUCCUCUGUUCAAGUGGGGGGUUGGGGAAAGGAAUGCCUUUAAGUUUUUCUUAAAAAUAAUCAUAUAGAAGCAUGAGCUAUGUGUUGGAAGUGCCCUCAUUUUAAUCCACACACUUAAAGAUGGUACAUAAUCCUACAAAUUUAAAUGAUGAAAGUAUAGUUUGAUAUUCUUUGCUCUACUGUUUACAUUGCAGAUCAUAAUAAUUUCAAGGAGUUAUAUUAUAAAUAAAAUGAUGCACUUUAGGAUGUUUUCUAUUUUUGAAAUCUGAACAUGAAUCAUUCACAUGACCAAAAAUUGUAUUUUUAAAAAGAUAUACAUGUCUAGUCUGUCCUUUUUAAUUGUUCUCUUAAAUAAGCUAUGAUAUAAAUCAAAUCAUUAUCAGUUCACUUUUGAAGCACAUCUAAGAGUAUUGUUUCGAACAAAUAUAGAAUUUUUUAAACUCCAUAUAAGUGAGAAGCUAGUAGGUGUUUUGAAAUCUGUUGUUUCCGCCAAAGGUAAAUUAAAAGAUUUAUUCAGGAAUCCCCAUUCAAAAUUUGUAUGAUUCAAUAAAAGAAAACACCAAGUUAUAGUAAACUGUGCAUGGAAUAUUGUGUUUUCCUUUGUAGUUUCUAAUCUAUAUUCUUCAGAGAAAGAAGCCCAAAUUAAGUUGGGGAUGGAGAGUUAUGUGUACACCAGAUCUUUUUUGAGGGCGUAUGAGUCAGUGAUUUCUGGCUCUGCCAGAAAUGCCGAGGCAAAUCUGUUUCCAUGACAACCAUUGCUGCAGCCUAGCAUCUCCAAGCACUAGAGACUGUGGCUUAAUUGGCUUCAAACGACAGAAUGCCCCAGACCAGUGUUUUUCCUUUGCUCUCUUGGGAAUGUGUGUUUAUUAGCACAUGCCAACAAAAUAAAUAUCAAGGGUUAUUUAAUAACAAGUAAAAAUAAAGCAUGAAUAAGCUUGAUUAUAUGAUCAUAAGAAUUAGGUAUAGCAAAGGCUUGUAAUUUUCAUAAGCACUUAUUUUUAUUGUGUUCAGUCUAGGGUAAACACUGAAAAUAGAUGUUUAUAUUAAGUAUGGUAUCAUUACUGCAUUUCAUCCUUGAAAAAUUCGUUUGGAUUUCACUUUCUAAGACAUGGAGAUGCAAUGUUUAGAAUAAGGACCAGCUUAGAAGUGUUUUUAAGACAGUUGAAGUUUGUCCUUUGCUGCUAGAACAAAGUUGGCGCAAUCCUGGUGAUCUCCCAACUCAGGGAACAUUUCCACAAAAGACCAAAUCCAAUUUCAAACUGGAGAACGAACUAAUGUUUUUAAAUUGUUAUUUAGAGUGUAGUGUGGGCUACUAGAUGAGAUUUCUUCCCUUUGGUUGCCAGUUUGAUGUCAAAAGAUUAUUCAGCAAUGUAAUACAUCAGUGUGAUUUUUGCUUUGUCUCAUUCUGAUGCAACACUUGCAUGCUCGGGGAAGAGCCUGUAGCAAGGAGUGUCUGCUCCCAGGUGUGACAUUUCUAGCUCAGGAAAAAUGCCUCUGGACUGUGCCUGUCAUAAAUACUACACUGAGGCAGCAGUCUUGGAGCCCCACACGACUGAGCAUUUGUGAAUGUGGUCAAGCCUGGAAUUCCUUACAAGGUAAAUACUUGAGGGUUGGUAUCAGAACAAAGGAAUGGCUGUGAUACGACCAAUUAAGUUGAUUCAUUCUGGGGGUUGCCUAGUUUUCAGCAGUGAGAACUAAACCCAGUCACCAGAACCGAUCACAGAUUUGUAAGAAAAAUCAUAUUUUAAAGUUUGUCAUUUUUUUAAAGGUAUCUUUAAACCUGAGAAUGAAGAUGCCAUUAUUCUCCUUUUAAUGGUGUAUUUAUUGUUGAACACCAUCAGCUAUUAACUGCUUGGUGAAAAAUGGGUUGUCAUCUAAAUCCCGUUUUGCUUUCCUGACACACUGCUUCCUGGAUUCUUCUCUCUCGAGUGGGGAGAAGUGGUUUUUUGCCAAGAUCAAUGCCUCUGGUAUGUUCUCUUUGAGCAUCCACUUGGUUAAAGCAGUGGGAGAGACAAAACUAUCCUAAAUGUUGAAUGGCAUUUCCUCUAAAGCCUGCAUUUGAAGGAACCCAGAAUGUGCUUUUCUCUCCUUGGUUCACUUUUAUUUUUUUUGCCUACUUGACCCUCAAAAUGUACUAAAGAGCAUAUUUUGCCAAAAGAAUGGCUGAACAUAUUUUCGAAUUUUUAUAUAUUCACAUGGUGCACACUAGCACUAUCACAAAUGGUGGCCACAUGGCAGGCUCCAAGCAAGAGCGAUACAUACAGCAGCCCCAGCCACUUCCCCAGACUGUGCCCCAUCUGGCACCUGCACUUGUCUCCCAAGAGCUUCUUAGUAGAUGCAUGUACACAGACCAAGAACAAAAGUACAGAUGUGACCAAUACGUAUGUGAAAAGGAAGUCUAUGUACAGUUACAACUUAAUUGGUACCACAAAGUUGCAGUUCUAUCUUUUAGAGAAUCUCAUUUUUACCUGGAAUGGAGUCAGUCACGAUCACCUGUGUAGCUAGAGAAAUCAGGUCCAUGGCAAAUCUGAUUCUCCACCUGAAAAUACCUACACCAUCAUGAAAAUUGUCAAGAAUGAGUAAAAUUUUCCCAAGUAAUAUGGGCCCGGAACAAUGUUUACAUGACAUGUAAGCAGGAAGAAUUUGAAAUUACCAAUGUCCUUUUUAAAAAUGUAAAUUGAAUGAAAAAUACUAUGUACAUUUUUUGUACAUGACUUUUGUAUAAGCUUAAAAUAAAAUAUU